UAAACCUCUGACGGGAUCGCAGUAGUAUGAGAACACCAAAAACCGGUCUGACUUCAAGAACAGUUUAAGAGAGAGAAAGUAGAGAGAGGAACAAACUUCCCAAACUAACCCACAAUUCCAUUUGUGAAUCAAAGCUUUCCAUUUCCAAGAAUCUGACAAUACUAACCCUCCACAUAUACACACAUGAGUACAUACACAGUCAUACAUACAUUAUAAAUAUAUAUAUAUUCUCCUUUCUUUAUUGCUAUCUAAUCUACUGCUACCAGUAAUCUCUUUAUCUACAAUCUAUCCCACCCACCCACAUCAACACUAGCAUUAAUUCUUUUUAUAUAUUUGUUUUUUCUUUUCAUAAUUUCAACAAAAAAGAAAAGAAAGAAAGAAAAUAGUACCUGAAAAGAAAAUUCCAAGAAAAGGAUUAAGGAUGAGAGAGUCUGUGCAAAUGUAUGCUCAUAGUUGCUCAUCUUCAAUUCUUUUUGUUUCUUUCUUACUCCUGCUACUAUUACUCUAUAAUAAUAAUAAUAAUAAUUGUACUGAUUAUAUUUUAUGGGAAUUCGCUAAAUCUCACCUUCACACCUCAACGACAGUCGCUGUUUGCUGUACAGAUUAUCAAUACGCAAUAGAGGGAGAGAGAAAGUCUCCAGUCCUUUUUUUUUACUUUUAGUGGGAGAGAGAGAGAGAGAGUGAUGGGUGAGAGAAGUGUGAGCAUUUUCUACGAGUUAAACUUUUGUGGGUUUGUGAAAUUUUCUAUCUUUUCGUCAAAACCAAAAGCUACCCAAUUCCGUGCUCUUCUCUCUACCCCCUUCUCUCUCUAAAAGCUCUUUCAUUUCGGAAUUUGGGAACCCUAAGUUUUAGAACGAGAAAGAUAACGAUUUUGAGGUGUUUUAGUGGAGGGUGCCGAGUUUUAAAGCUUAUUGAUUCACUUACGGUUCAUUUUUUUGGUUAGUGGAAAGAGUUGUUUGGGAUUUUGGGUUUGUUUAGUAAUGGAGCCUGGUGGUGGAAAUGGCGGGAGUGUUGGUGGCGGAGAGUCUGCUGAGCCAGCUGGAGUUGCCGGAGGCAGUGCCGGCGGAAGUGGUGGUUCUGAUGUGGAGAAAAAGAAGCCACCGGAAGGAGGAGAGCCUAAGGUUAAGCGCAAAAUGAAGACAGCUUCGCAGUUGGAAAUUCUUGAAAAGACCUAUGCCAAGGAAGCUUACCCAUCUGAGGCAGUGAGAGCAGAGCUGUCAGUUAAGUUGGGGUUAACUGAUCGGCAGCUACAAAUGUGGUUCUGCCAUAGGAGACUGAAGGACCGAAAGGCCCCCUCAGUCCCCUCAGUAAAGCGGGCGCGAAAAGAAGAUUUGCCGGCGGCAAUGGUGUCUUCUUGUGGACACGAUGACAUUGCAACUGGCGGUGAAUUGAGGAGUGGGCAUGCAUCUGCCUCUGCUUCAGGAUUGAACCCACAUACGCCCGUGGAUUUGCAACAACACCAUCCCCGUGUGGUUCAUCGACCUGGAACUGCAGUUCCGAGGUAUGCAGCUGAAAUGCCAGCCAUGAAGCGGUAUUAUGAGCCUCCACAGGCUAUAUCAGAGCUUCGUGCUAUUGCAUUUGUUGAGGCGCAGUUAGGAGAGCCAUUGAGGGAGGACGGGCCUAUUCUUGGAAUGGAAUUUGAUCCCUUGCCACCAGGUGCAUUUGGUGCUCCCAUUGUGACAGCAGUGCAUCACAAACCAGCGGAACGGUCUUUUGAUACUGAACUAUAUGAGAGACAAGAUAGUAGACAAAUCAAGGGGCCUACAAGGACUCUUCUUGAAUACCAGUUUAUUCCAGAGCAGCCAUCUAUCAGAAGUGAUGCAUAUGAACGAAGUGUUCCGCACCACUAUUACAGUUCACCUUCUGAAGCUCAGGGAAGCAGGCCUUCUUUAUCUUCUGGGCGCUCUUAUCUCCAUAACAGUGAGCAUUUUCCCUCAGGAUACAGUAUACAGACUCAACCGCCAACUUUAAGUCUACUACAUCAGCAAGGGAGACAUGCCCACUUAUCUCCAGCUUCAGAAGAGGUUGAUGUUGCUCCGCAAGGAUCUUCUCAUGGGAAAAUUAGUGUCGAGGGUAAUUUUGGUUCCCAUCCCAUCACUGGGCUUGAAAAUCAAUUCGUAUCAUCUGAGACCCGAGUCAUUCAUGAAGAGGAACGGUUGGAGAGGAAGCGCAAGAGUGAAGAGGCUAAAAUGGCAAGGGAAGUUGAAGCCCAUGAGAAGAGGAUUAGGAAAGAGCUUGAGAAACAAGACAUGCUAAGGCGAAAGAGAGAAGAGCAAAUGAGGAAAGAGAUGGAGAGACAGGAUCGUGAGAGGCGGAAGGAAGAAGAAAGACUUUUACGUGAAAAGCAGCGUGAGGAGGAACGGUGCCUAAGGGAGCAAAGGCGUGAGAUGGAAAGGAGGGAAAAAUUUCUCCAGAAAGAAUCAAAGAGAGUGGAGAAAAUGAAGCUUAAAGAAGAGAUGCGUAGAGAGAAGGAGGCUGCAAAGCUUAAAGCUGCUAAUGAGAGGGCUGCUGCUCGUAGAAUUGCUAAAGAAUCCAUAGAAUUAAUUGAGGAUGAAAGAUUGGAACUUAUGGAGUUGGCUGCCUCUACGAAGGGUUUGCCUUCAGUUCUAGCUUUGGACAAUGAAGCUCUACAAAACCUCGAGUCAUUUGCAGAUAUGCUCAGGGAAUUCCCACCCAAGUUUGUCUUCCUGAAAAAACCAUUUGGAAUUCAACCCUGGAUUGGUUCUGAUGCAAAUGUGGGCAAUCUUCUAAUGGUCUGGAGAUUCUUAAUUACGUUUUCUGAUGUUCUCUCGCUCUGGCCUUUCACUUUGGAUGAGCUUGUUCAGGCAUUUCAUGAUUAUGAUCCAAGAUUACUUGGAGAGAUACAUAUAGCUCUCCUGAGAUCCAUAAUAAAAGAUAUUGAAGAUGUUGCUAGAACGUCUUCAGCUGUGGUUGGAGCGAAUCAAAACAAUGCUGCUAAUCCUGGAGGUGGACAUCCCCAGAUUGUUGAAGGAGCAUAUGCUUGGGGUUUUGAUAUAAGGAGCUGGCAGCGCCACUUAAACCCAUUGACUUGGCCUGAAAUAUUGCGGCAGUUUGCUCUAUCUGCAGGUUUUGGCCCAAAGUUGACGAAAAGAAACAUUGAACCUGCAUGUCUUCGGGAUGAAAAUGAGGGUAAUGAUGCUGCUGAUAUUAUUUCCAACUUACGGAAUGGAGUUGCAGCAGAGAAUGCUCUUUCGAAAAUGCAAGAAAGGGGUCUUUCCAAUCCCAGGAGAUCUCGACAUUGCCUAACACCUGGAACAGUCAAAUUCGCAGCAUUUCAUGUUCUCUCAUUCGAGGGAAGCAAGGGCCUGACAAUACUGGAUGUUGCAGAAAGGAUUCAGGCAUCUGGUCUGCGGGACCUUACCACGAGUAAGACACCAGAAGCAUCUAUUGCUGCUGCUUUGUCAAGGGAUACGAAGCUUUUUGAGAGAACUGCUCCUUCCACUUACUGUGUGCGUACGCCUUACAGGAAGGAUCCUGCUGAUGCUGAAGCUCUUCUUGCCGCAGCCAGGGAAAAAGUUCACCUUUUUAAAAAUAGAUGUUUGAAUGGUGAGGAAGCAGAUGAUGGUGAGAAAGAAGAAGAUUCUGAAAGUGAUGCAGCAGAGGAUCCCGAGGUUGACAAUUUAGAAGACGAAACAAAUAUAAGUAAAAGCAGUGGGUCUUGUAAACCAAGUAGAUUAGAAGAUCACAAAAUUUCUUACGAUCUGGCUGAGAUGCCACCAGGUAGUGUUCAGAUUUCACCUACUUUGAUGGGGGAGAAAAAAACUUCUGGUGAUCAAUUAGUUGAUACUGGCAGUCAAUGUGAGAGUAGUAUUCCUGACCAAGAAAACACAAUAGUAGAUGAUGGAAGUGCAGGCGAACAAUGGGUUCAAGGACUCAUGGAUGGAGAGUACUCUGAUCUGAGCGUCGAAGAGCGCCUUGAUGCCCUUGUUGCUUUGGUUGGAUUUGCUAACGAGGGAAACUCUAUCCGAUUUGCUUUAGAGGAGCGCUUGGAAGCAGCGUCUGCAUUGAAGAAGCAGAUGUGGGCAGAAGCACAACUUGACAAACGUCGUUUCAAAGAUGAUUAUGUGAUAAAGAUGCAGUUUUCAUCUGUUAUUAAUGCAAAUAAUGCUGCUCAGCCAGGGGAUUCAAAUAACCCAGGGAAUGACCCAAACUACUCUAGUAAUGUUAUUGUUGAAAGAAAUCUUCCAUUACAAGAGUUUUCUGCUGGCCCCGAUAAUAUUCAGGUUCAGCAUUUGGGAUAUGUUGCAGAGAAAUCGCGCAUGCAGCUUAAAACUUAUAUUGGGUAUAGGGCAGAGCAGACAUAUGUAUAUAGGUCAUUGCCACUUGGACAGGAUCGGAGACGCAACAGAUAUUGGCAGUUCAUUACUUCUUCUCGAAAUGAUCCAGGCUAUGGCAGAAUUUUUGUUGAGCUGCGUGAUGGUCAAUGGAGGCUUAUUGAUUCCGAAAAGGGUUUUGAUGCCCUCCUGGCAUCCUUGGAUGUACGUGGAAUCAGAGAGUCCCAUUUGCAUUUGAUGUUGCAAAGAAUUGAAGUGACUUUCAAGGAAACUGCAAGAAGAAAUAUGUUGCAAAUGAUGAAUUCUGUCGCAGAUGUUGAAAAUGACGUAAAAAAGGAAGCUUUGGAAAAAACUUCAACCCUUGACAAAGACCCAAAUAGCCCUCCGUGUAUAUCAUCCUUUAUGAUUGGGGUUGGAAGGAACAUAGUUGAGAAAAGCGAUGCUUUGAGGAGAUACGUAGAUUUUGAGAAGUGGAUGUGGGAAGAAUGUCUCGAUUCUAAAUUUUUAUGUGCAACGAAGGAGGGAAAGAUAAGACGGAGAAACCUGCUGAGAGUUUGUGACCGCUGCUAUGUUUUGUACUUUGAGGAAAACCACUGUCCUUUUUGUCAUACAACCUAUGCCAAAAACUUGAAAUUUUCCGAACAUUUGACUAGGUGCAAAGAGAAAUUGAAGGACGAGUAUCUUUCCCCUUUCCGUGCUCUAUACUCGUCACCUCCCAUUCGUAUUAGAUUGUUAAAAGCACAGCUAGCUUCACUGGAGGUCUCCGUUCUUCCUGAAGCUUUUGAACCUGUUUGGUCAGAGGAGUAUCGAAGCCAUUGGGGUAUGAAGCUACAGACUGCAUCUUCAGCUGAAGAUCUACUUCAGCUUUUAACAAUGUUAGAAUGUGCGAUUAAGAGAGACUUUCUAUUGUCAAAUUACGAGACCUCGAAUGAGUUGUUGGGCAUUGGUGAUCAGCCUGCUGGUUUCGAGAGGGUCGGUGUGCUUCCAUGGAUACCUCACACGACAGCGGCUUUAGCACUGAGGCUUAUGGAACUCGAUACAUCCAUAUGUUACACACAACAGCAGAAAGAGGAAUCUCAGAAAGGAGAGCGAAAUUUCUCUGCGCUACCAUCAAAAUAUACUAUUCCAAAAAACGUUGCGGAGGAGGUUCCUGCUGAAGCUCUGCAUGAAGCUGGAAUGUGGCCUAAUGUCGAAAAUGGAUCGGGCUCGGGACGAGGCCGUGGUCGGGGAAGAGGUCGUAGACGUAUCAGUAUCGAGAAAUCUCAGAGGAAAAUCGUUGAUUCCAAGCCCGAAUCUGCUUCUCACAGACUUGGGGCACUGCCAGGAUGGAAAGGACAAUCGAAGGGACAAGGGGGGCGAAGAAAGGGUCGUCGCUCAGCCAGAAGUAGGCAAAGGCCAGUGAAGAAUGUUAUAACAAUUAACGCUGACAACAGGGCUAGCUCCAUUGAGCAGCAAUGGAAGGAGGAGGAAAUGGAAACAGCACAAAUUCAAAUCGAGGCUGCUGAAAACGAUAGCAGUCCAGAAAGAUCAGGGUUCGAGAACGAUAAUGGUCAAGCAUCAGAGGAUGAAUACGAUGACUACGCUAUGACAGAAGAGUAUCCCGGGCUCUUCAGUGGGAAGUCUGGACAGCAAAUGGAAAUCGGUGGCAACUAUGACGCUGAUCAAGGAAUUGAUGAUAUAGACUAUGCCAAUGACGAUUAUAUAGAUGGUGACGAUGAAGAAGUUGAAGGCGAGGAAGAUGCACCGGGUAAUGAAGACAUUGAAGGAUAUUUCAACGGUGACUCGGAGGAUGAAGGAAACAGAUUCAGGGCCGAGGAGCAAAUAGAAAGCGAGAGUCAAGAUUCACCAUCUUCGUCAUCUGACUAUAGUGAAUAAUUCUAGUUUCAAAGAAGGGAGCAAAAUGUAGCUGCAAACCAUAGUACAAUCUCCCAGCUCUUUAAGACUAGAGAGCUUUGUAGGAAGUUAACAUGUAUUUAUAUGUAUUAAUAGUUGAAAAUGAGCUGCAUAGUGUAUGUUAAACUGUACCCAAAUCUUGCAAACUGGAGUACUAUACAUCUCAAUUAUAAAGAAGCAAGAGUUGAAGCUCAGAAAUUUUAUUAUGAAUUCUGGGAAAUAUGUAGAUUUCAUCCAUUUUAUCC
Messenger RNA from Ipomoea nil (Japanese morning glory), 6433 nucleotides. Its product is annotated as homeobox-DDT domain protein RLT2. Gene Ontology annotation, biological process: regulation of transcription by RNA polymerase II. Bases 981 to 6170 code for a protein of 1729 amino acids. Lineage: Eukaryota; Viridiplantae; Streptophyta; Magnoliopsida; Solanales; Convolvulaceae. The record is from RefSeq and is a predicted model, not a curated record. The transcript is spliced from 19 exons. Gene Ontology annotation, molecular function: DNA binding.